Messenger RNA from Diplodia corticola, 3159 nucleotides. Its product is annotated as fimbriae-associated protein fap1. Bases 1 to 3159 code for a protein of 1052 amino acids. The record is from RefSeq and is a predicted model, not a curated record. NCBI's taxonomy places the organism in Eukaryota, Fungi, Ascomycota, Dothideomycetes, Botryosphaeriales, Botryosphaeriaceae. The transcript has a single exon.
AUGUCCUGCCCACCCACGACACCGCGUCAAGCGGCACGCCGAGCUCGUUACGAAGAGAAGUUCGGCGUCAGGCCCGAUGAAUCGCCCACGCGCAUGAGUCGAAGCGCAAGUGACAGCGGACAGCUAACUCGUGUAUCCUCAGAACAUGUGCUUCGUCCUGCUUCCUCAAGCUGGAGCAUGGGGCUUCGAGGCUCUGCGUCCGUUCCAGCCUUUCGUGCCCGUUUCGAUGGUGGCAGAUCUUCUUCGGCAUCAGCGACGACAAACUCUCUUCUGUCAGCCCCGAAUGCUGGCAAUGUGAACGCUGGUGGACCUGUUCACAUCAACGGAUUCAACGGACCCAAGAAGCCCUCACCCACCCCGUCACUCAAGCGCGACAAGAUCCAGAGGCUCAUCAAGGAACACGGGUCCCCUCCUGGACUCCGCGUCACUGCCGGUGGUCGCAUUGUGCCGCACGACAUGCCAGCCUUGGGAAGCCCUCAGUACCCUGUCAACAGCAACAGCUGCAAGAUGGGCGAAUGGACCUUCGCCGGUGCCCGUGGCACUCCAAUGCAACGCACCACCUCGCAGCCGCCGUACUUGCGCCGCGCCUCGGACGCUGUUCCUCCGCCCGUUUUCGAACCGAUGAGCCGCUCGAACAGCUCCAACACUGCUGUGAACACUACCAUUCCGGCUUAUGCUCAUGGGUACAACUCUGGCUUCAUGCCUCUCUUCUUCCCUGGCCCACAAUUUGCAUUUGCUCAGGCUCCGACAAAGUCCUUCAACGUACCUACGCCGGCUACCAACAGCACCAACAAUAGCACUGCGAAGGCAGAUACUGUUGAGCUACGCAAGAUGCUGGAAAAGCUACAUACUGAUCAGAGGAACCUGGAGAGAGAGAUGGUGAUCCGCGAGGGCAAUCUGACUGCUGAGGAGCGUCAGAGCAUGGUAGAACAAAAGGUCCAGAUGGUCAACGAAUCCGACCGAAUCCGGAAGGAUAUCAAGCGUCUGGAGUCUGGUGACUCCUCCGGCUCUGGUUCUUCCGAGCAGCAGAGACCCGCAAUUCCGCAGCCUUCAGGUUUUGUCGCCACUCAAGUCGGACAGCAGCCUGCUUUGAAUCCUUACAUUUUCUCCAACGGGCCCGCCGGCUUUAUUCCCUUCGCCCCUGGAAGCCAAUUUCCUCCUCCAUAUAUGUUUCCCAACGUGGUACCGUUCCAAGGCUUCACUUCCCUUGAUGGCACAUCGACCACUCCGGAGGGCGAAGGCAUUGUCCCUGCCGCGGACAAGGCAGCCAAGAAGGAUACCCAGGAGGAAGGUGACAAGCAGGAACAGCAGACGAAGCCAGCAGCUCACGCUCCUCGUCGUUCGCAUGCACUGGAGAUCAAGGAUCCGAACAAGUCAUCUGAGCAGAAAGUCACAAGCAAAAGGUCUGCACUGGAUCCCACAAGCCCAGCAUACACUCCUCAGAAGAAGUCGAAGUCGGAGGCGAGCCACGAAGAUUCGUCGCUUGUUUUUGUGCCACCGUCGCCUUCACCGAUUGCUUCUCCAUACCGGGAUGCGACUUUCGCAGCUCACUUCCCUUGGCUUUGCUCUAAUAAUGCGGAAGACAAGAAGAAUGGCAGUACCACCAGGAUCAGCCCCGAGCACUCGGUCACGUCUUCUGCACACCGGCCAAGUGCAUCCAGCAUCAACACGGCUGACUUUUUCCCGAACAAUCCACAAGAGCAUUCCUCGGCCAGCUACAAUGUCAGGAAGAACAUGCAAGCUCGACAGGUCACUCCCGACAGAACGCAGCUUCCCUGGACCAAUGUCUUCACGAGCCCCGAGGAGGGCCAUCACCUCCUUCGAGCCCCUCAAGUCUCACCCAUUGAUGGUCCAUCCGUGAGGGCUGACUCUGCUCUGGGUACGAGCCAGGCGGAAGGUUUCUUCGCCCGCAAUACGCAACUUCGCGUCCCACAGAACGCUUCCAGGCCGGAUACCGAUGACAAGGUCUCGUCUACGGGCGUUCGUGCAUGGUCAAGAGCUGAGUCAACCCGGAUCUCGGUUGCCCCACCUUCAUCUAUGGGACAACUCGACUUCAGGAACAAGUCUGUCACUUUCUUACUUGGAUUCUCGGCUGGUCUGUCUGGGCAGCCUAUUCAGGGAACCGAGGACGUUGACUACAUGCAAGGCUGGGCGCAGGGACUGCUUUCAGCGAAGCAGUCAAACUCUCGUCAGCCAAGCGAAAGCAGUGCGUCCCCCGUGUCGGAAGAACAGUGCCAGCCACGUCAGAGGCAAUUCAGCGAACAGCGUCAGAGCAGCUUUCUACACCCCGAGUCUAUCACCUAUCGCCGCGACGACAAUAUGCCGCUUCCAACAGGCUACAUGCAGCUGUCCGCGACCCCAAUGCACAAAGGCUCUAGCGCAACCUUGAAGGCCGCUCCAUCUAGCUCUCAAGACUUUCGUCCUGUCGCUGCUCGCUUUGAGUCUAUGGGGACCAACAGGAGCAUUGCUUCCAGCAUGGGCGUCGGACCUGCAACUGUUCCGACUACUUUCCGGACAGUCAGCGCUGAGACGGAUAAGACCAUCACUGAAAAGAUCGACUCCAUGGUGACGGCACAACAGACGCCUAUGACGCACCGCUCAGGAAACGAGGGAGAUGAGAUGAGGGCCUCUGAUCGCUCCAGUCAAUCUCCUUCCAAGCUCGCUAGAGUCUUUUCCGGUCAGUCCGUGGCAAGCCAGGGUCAGCAGAAGCUCAAUCGCAGUUUCAACCUGAACUGUCUUGGUGACCAGCGCGAACAGGCACGUCACAGCCGCACCUCGUACGACGGCGCGGGGGACGGCGAAGACGAAGCUGGAAACACGCAGACAUCAGAGACGAUGAACGCACGUGUUUCUCCUUCCAAAGCCUCAGCGUUCAUAGACUCUCCAUCAGUCUCGACCGGGUCCCCGAAGAAAUUAUCGAAGGCGGCCAUGAAGAACAAGUUCGAAGAGGUCGCCGGAAAUGCUGCUGGCGCCGGAAAGAGCAAGAAAGGAGGGAAGAAUAAGAAGCCAGGGAAUUACGAGGCAGAUGACCCGGGCAAGAUGUCUCGCGACGAAAAGAAGAACUGGAAAGAGAUGUGGAAGAGGCGGUUCGAGGACAUCAGGAACGAGGAACAACGGGAGAUUGACCGCUACCGGGCGCAGAACCCGCUUCAGCCCUGA